AUGCUGCCGCGCCGUGUGACGACGGUGACGAUGGGCGUCUCCGUGGGAAAGAAUUUUAGAAAGUACUGCCUCGCACGACACUGGGCACAGCUCGAGCGCGCGGUCCGCCAUGAGCGGCAGGCGCAGGCCACGGAGCCGCCCGCGAGCGCGAGCCCUGCGGCGCCGCCAGCCCCUGCCGCCGAGCCGCCAGCUGCGGAGCCGGCGACCAACAUGACGAAGCGCGGGCAGCAGCAGCGCGGCAAGGGCCGCAGUGCCAGCGGCCGCGCCAGUGCUGGACCCCGGCUCGUCGACAAGAACGCGCUGUCAGCGCGCGGCGGCGGGCCCUCGCGCCAGUCGCGCUCUCCCUCACCGGACUCGCCGCCCGCCAAGCGGGCGUCCUCCGCCGACUCCUCCGGCUAUGACACGGAUCUACCGGACGAGGAGAAGCUGGCGAAGACGGAGGGCGGCAACGGAGAAAGCGACACCAACAACGAGGGAAACGGCCACAGCGGCUGUCGCAUGUUGCUCGGCUGA
This is a messenger RNA of Emiliania huxleyi CCMP1516, 513 nucleotides long. RefSeq lists its product as hypothetical. The record is from RefSeq and is a predicted model, not a curated record. Lineage: Eukaryota; Haptophyta; Isochrysidales; Noelaerhabdaceae. Bases 1 to 513 code for a protein of 170 amino acids. The transcript has 3 exons.